This is a messenger RNA of Pseudovirgaria hyperparasitica, 613 nucleotides long. RefSeq lists its product as uncharacterized. The annotation marks the transcript as partial. The transcript has a single exon. The record is from RefSeq and is a predicted model, not a curated record. Lineage: Eukaryota; Fungi; Ascomycota; Dothideomycetes; Acrospermales; Acrospermaceae.
CAAUGGGCCAACGACACAACCGUAAACGAACCCGAAGUCGACCUCGCCACCGUUCGCAUACGCAGCAAAAUCAUUCUCGGACAUCAUCCGUUUCCUCGUCCAAAGAUCGAAACAUAGAGCCUGCUCCUCCACUCCCUCAUUACCAAUCUUCUCCCUUUUUCGAAGAGCUCUACUCGGCAUGGCAGAUGCAGGAUGACGAAGAUGCAAUGGAAGCUCAACGGCUUCGCCUUUUCGGAGGCGAGACCGGGGACGAAGUAAGCCUCUGCGAACCCAUGCUGAAAGUGGUCAUGGAUCUUUUCAAUGACAUUGAUUAUAUCGAUCCAUGACCUGCUCCUCUCUUCACUUACCUGCUCUCCUCGCCCCUCCCCACCACAGACUGCACAGAUGAGAUUUCCUUGCGUUUCUCCUACCAAGCAGAAGCAUAGCUCAUUAUUCUUUUCGCAAAUUACGCAGAUCUAGAAUGCAUCUUUCUUCUUACUGCAGAUUCAGAGUGAUCCUAUGAAUGAUUGAGAGCUACAAUACUUUGCGCACACAUACAACACCGGCUCAUCCGUCAACGAUAUCUUCAACCAACAAUUUGACCAAAAGCAUGUGGUCGAUGUGACGCAGGUCU